AUGACUGGAGAGAAGAUACAGCAGAUUGAGUGCAUGACUGGGGAUAAGAUACAGCAGAGUGAACGUAUGACUGGAGAGAAGAUACAACAGGUUGAAUGCAUGACUGGGGAUACGAUACAGCAGAGUGAACGCAUGACUGGAGAGAAGAUACAGCAGAUUGAGUGCAUGACUGGGGAUAAGAUACAGCAGAUUGACUGCAUGACUGGGGAUAAGAUACAGCAGAGUGAACGCAUGACUGGAGAGAAAAUACAGCAAAGUGAACGCACGACUAAAGAGAAGAUACAGCAGAUUGAGUGCAUGACUAGGGAUAAGAUACAGCAGAGUGAACGUAUGACUGGAGAGAAGAUACAACAGGUUGAAUGCAUGACUGGGGAUACGAUACAGCAGAGUGAACGCAUGACUGGAGAGAAGAUACAUCAGAUUGAGUGCAUGACUGGGGAUAAGAUACAGCAGAUUGACUGCAUGACUGGGGAUAAGAUACAGCAGAGUGAACGCAUGACUGGAGAGAAAAUACAGCAAAGUGAACGCACGACUAGAGAGAAGAUACAGCAGAUUGAGUGCAUGACUGGGGAUAAGAUACAGCAGAGUGAACGCAUGGCUGGGGAGAAGAUACAGCAGAGUGAACGCAUGGCUGGGGAGAAGAUACAGCAGAGUGAACGCAUGGCUGGGGAGAAGAUACAGCAGAGUGAACGCAUGGCUGGAAAGAAGAUACAGCAGAUUGAGUGCAUGACUGGGGAUAAAAAAAAAAUGUCAGAGUAG
Molecule: messenger RNA, 759 nt
Organism: Penaeus chinensis
Lineage: Eukaryota; Metazoa; Arthropoda; Malacostraca; Decapoda; Penaeidae
Exons: 1
Coding region: 1-759 (252 amino acids)
Source: RefSeq, a predicted model, not a curated record